Molecule: messenger RNA, 1782 nt
Organism: Anguilla anguilla (European eel)
Lineage: Eukaryota; Metazoa; Chordata; Actinopteri; Anguilliformes; Anguillidae
Product: prosaposin receptor GPR37-like
Exons: 6
Coding region: 1-1389 (462 amino acids)
Biological process (GO): adenylate cyclase-inhibiting G protein-coupled receptor signaling pathway; positive regulation of MAPK cascade
Cellular component (GO): plasma membrane; signaling receptor complex
Molecular function (GO): G protein-coupled peptide receptor activity; prosaposin receptor activity
Source: RefSeq, a predicted model, not a curated record
AUGGAGGAGGGGGGGGGCCUGAACACCACCGUCUUAGCCAACACGGCCCAAGAGGUUGAGUGGGGGGCGGGCACGGGUGUCAGACGCCUCAGAGAGCCCUGGAAGCUGCAGGAGAAGUGUUUCAGCAGCGAGAGGGACACGCCCCCUGCACAUCAGAGCACAGCCUUCUAUCUUGAGGGCCAUUCCCCACUCCUCUUCACCCUGCGGCUCACCCUGCGGCUCACGCUGCCGCUCACCCGCUGGGCCGGUGGAAGUUGCACUCACAGUUUCAGCGCAGACUUCUGGCAGCUGGAGAAUCAAUUCUGCGGCCGCAGGCCCGCCAGGCAGCAGCCCCGCCCAGCAGGGGGCAGUGUGACCAAGGUCGCCAGCGGUAAUCACAGGACCGAAGGCGUGGGCGGCGCAGAAAAGCACAUCAGUUUCACUGUCAGGGCUCCCGGGGUGAGCGUGUCCGGAGCCGGCAUUCAGCGUGCGGAGGCCCAGGAAGCCGCAUUAAAAGCCUGCCUGGAGUUUCAGCCCAAGUCAUUCCCAGUGGUGUCUCUGGGCGUGAGCACGUUCACGCUGUGCGCGCUCUGCGUGGACCGCUUCCGCACCGCCGCCAACGCGCACACGCGCUACGAGUCCGUGGAGAGCUGCGGCUCCACCGCGGGCAAGCUGGCGGUGGUCUGGAUCGGAGCGCUCCUAUUGGCCCUGCCGGAGCUGGUCAUCCACCAGCUGGUGCCGGAGGACGGGGCGGGGCGGCGCUGCGCGGUGCGGGUCUCGCCCGACCUGCCCGAUGCGGCGUACGCGCUGGGGCUGACCUAUCACGGCGCGCGGCUCUGGUGGCUGUUCGGCUGCUACUUCUGCCUGCCCAGCCUGUUUGCGGCGGGCGGGGCGCUGGUGACGGCGGGCCGGCUGCGCCGCGCUGAGAGGGCGGGGCUGCGCGGCUCCAAGCAGAGGCUGCGGCUGGAGCGGCACAUGAACCGCGGCCUGGUGGCGCUCGCCAUCCUGCACGCCGUCUGCGUGGCGCCCGAGAGCACCCGCCACGCCGUCUCCGCCUACAUGGCAGCCCGGGUCCCGCCGCGGGCCGCCAACCUGCUCUGGCUGGCCAGCCAGCUGCUGCUGAUCUCGCGGGCGGCGGCCACGCCCGUGCUGCUCUUCUGCCUGUGCCGGCCCUUCGGCCACGCCCUCCAGAACUGCUGCUGCUGCUGCUGCCGCCGGCGCGAGAGCGCCCCCCAGAGGCCCGGCCAGAACGACGUCCGCCUGCAAACCCCCGAGCUGGAGCUGGCGCCCGUGAGCUCCGCCCAGCCCCAAACACCCGCCAACACCGCCGCCGCUGCCAUGGGAACGAACUGCUCCGCCCCCCAGACACCCGCCAACGCGGCCGCCGCUGCCACGGGAACAAACUGCUGAGCGCGCUCAGUGAUGCUGCGCAGGAGAGCUGGGCGCAUGAAACAGUCUGUAAUUCUGUGCCUGUGAAAAUGCAGAGUCUGUGCUUUUAAAAGGUCAGAGUUCAUUUCACUCAGUCCCUGUGAGCCCAAGAGGGAGGAAGUCUCCACUGGAACGGAUUCAACACUGAACAUUUACCAUGUGGCCGCAUCUGUCUGUUUUUAUUUAUUUUUAUUUUGUUGCGCACUCACAGAACUACAUCGCAUUUACAAGACUGGCUUACAAACGCGCUGCAUCCUCUCAGACAGGAUGCACACAUACAGAAACAAACACCCACACAGCCAGAAACCACGCACAACCACACAUGUGGCACACACACACACACACACACACACACACAGCCAGAAACCACGCGCA